AUGGAUAUACAUGUGUUCUGUGCGAGAAAAAAUGCAGAACUAGUGGAUGAGGCCAGUUCUGGAAAUAGUGGGAUGGCGCAUACUGGCUUUGAUGCUCACCAGUUCAGGGAGUUACAAUUACUGAAAGCUGCAAGGAAACUCAAUACAAAUGUAUACAGGAAAUAUGAGGUGCCUCAUAAAAUGACAGGUGCUGUAUUAGUCGCUUGGAAUCAAGACGAGUUGGCAAAGUUACCAGGCAUCGUCCGUCAGUCCCAUCUUGUGGGAGUGACAGAUGUACGACAGAUAUCACAGAAAGCACUACGAGAAAUGGAACCUCACUUAUCGCAUGAUGCACUUGGUGCUGUGAUUAUACCUGGUGAAACUGUUGUGGAUCCGUGGCUUUUGCCGAUACGAUUGGCCCAUGAUGCACUUCAACACGGUGCUCAGAUUUUCAGAAACUGCAAAGUUACAGAUGGAUACCAAACAACUACUAAUGAUUGGUUGCUAACAACAACAAGAGGUCAGCUGUUAGGUAAAGCUGUGAUUAACUGUGCUGGUCUUUAUGGAGAUGAAGUAGAGAAGAUAAAUAAAGAAAGUUCUUUCCAAAUAAUGCCAAGAAAAGGACAGUUUGCUAUUUUUGAAAGAUCCCCCAAGGAGUUGUUGAAUGGUAUGAUAUUACCAGUACCAUUCAAUCAGAGUUAUAAAGGAAUCAUUGUAUUUCCGACUGUGUAUGGUAAUAUUGUUGUUGGUCCAACAGCUGAAGAUCAAGAGAGUAGAAUCGAUCGUAGUACGGACAAAGAGACCAUAGACCAACUAGUCAACUAUGCACGCAAGACUGUGCCUGCAUUGAGAAAUAAAAAUGUGAUUGGAACAUAUGCUGGAAUACGACCAGCGACGCAAGCAAAAGAUUACCAUCUAAUUACUCACAAAAAUAGAUCGUGGAUAACAGUCGGCGGUAUUCGAUCAACUGGUGUUUCAGCUUGUUUGGCCAUUGCCGUACAUGUCAAAGAUGAAGUAAUCGACAAGUUAAAAAUACAACCGUCAAACAAUAGUCCUCAUAGCAGGUCAAAGGUUGCAGGUCAACAGAGGUCAUCAAUCAGAGUGGAUCCAAAGGGCCAUCUACUUAUGGAUGGCUAUUCUUACAAGAUCACUCACCCGUUGAGUAGAGCGGGCUUGCUUGCAAAACCUAAAUUGUAA
Molecule: messenger RNA, 1176 nt
Organism: Saccoglossus kowalevskii
Lineage: Eukaryota; Metazoa; Hemichordata; Enteropneusta; Harrimaniidae
Source: RefSeq, a predicted model, not a curated record